AAGGGUAUUAAUGGUGCAGGGGUGAGUAAAAACCCUUUAAACCAACUUAAAUGCAUAAUUACAAUUACUCUUCUUUUUUUUCUCCCCAUCCUUUUAAUAUUUGAACUGGUUAGGCAAAUAUCAAUACACAUGAUCUCCAAACUGUUUUUCAUGAAUAUGUUUUAGUUAUUUGUUUUGUCGGGUAAUUUUAAUUUUUCCUUUGUUUCAACUUUAUGAGGAUACGUUUCCAUACCCAAAGAGAAAAGAAAAAGAAAAAUUGCCUUACACUCUGUUUGCCCCCCAAAUUUUGCAUAACUUAUUGUCUUGAAAUGCUCUUGGGAAAAUGCAAUACUCCCAGGAGCAUUUAAAAACAAUGGUUUAUGCAGAAUUUGGGGGGCAAACAGAGUGUAUUAUGGGCAAUUGGAAAAUAGAGAAUGGAUACACUGCAUAUUUUGGAAUUAUCGUUUUUCAAAAUAACAAUAAUUGUCACCCCAUGUAAGGGAAUUCGGAUUCCGGAAUCCGGGAAAUUUUGGCUCGUGGAAUCCUGAAUCCUGGAAAAAUUUGUUGUGGAAUCCGGAAUCCUUGGCUAUGUAAUACAGCUUAAGGAAUCCGGAAUUCCAGGCUUCAAAUCCAGAAUCCAAGACCUUGUUGGAUUCCCUUACAUGAUGCAAUUAUUGCAAAUAAAGAGGAUCUGGUCUAACCCAUUCAAAAACGGAACCAUCCUCAACCUCCCGACGGAUUCCGUCCGUUCUUUUACUUGUGACGUCAUCGCACUUAAACCACGCCUGAACGAAGAAAAACGCAAAAAACAAUGUAAAGUUGAGUCGAAAUUGAAAUCAAAACCUUGUUACCCUUCCUUUCUUCUAAGCGCACUAUCCUUUCAGCUCUCCUAAAAAAUUUACCCACUAAAAUGAAGCCCAGUAGAUGCACCACAAAAUAAUAAUAAUGACUCUCUCUCUCUCUCUCUCUCAGUUUUUUAAGUGCAUUUAAGCUCCCAGUACAUGUGCUUAGAUUGUUAAUCGGUUUUCUUGAUAAGCUUCAUUAUAUUAGAUUUGACAUCGUUGUUCAGUGCAAGAAAGUGAGAACUGACGUACAAUUUAGGAAUUUGCAAUGAAAGCUCUUUACCACUUUUAGCUAUCAAAUAUUCUCUUACUAUUUCUCUGAAGUUCUUCCGUACAAAAUUAAUUGACAAUGUUUCAGGUAGAAAAAGUAAGUUGCUGGAGUGCUUGGGAUAAAGCCUCUGCGACUACUGUUGAACAGCCACAUCCUCCCUCCGAUUUGCAUAAAGAAAGGGAGAAUUUGAUGUUAGGGCGGGAGUCACCAAGGACCUUAUUUCAUGCACCCCUGGAAGUACAUGUAAAAUGCGUUUUGACGUCUCUUUCAUUAUUUUUAGUGGAAUUUUUUAUCAAGCCAGGUAUAUUCAGUCUGUGACAUUACCAUUCCAACCAGGCCAACAAACUGGCUACGAACAGAUUUUAUUGCCGUCAAGGAUGCUAAAAUGCUGAAUAUUAAACUGAAAUACAACCUUCGUAGAUGUCCACCUCCACCAGAGGCAACCUCUUUCUGCAAACACAAGUGGAGCAUUUAUGUGCUUCAUGUAGAAAAAGAAGUAGUUGGAGUUGAUUUAGACCCAGUCACAGCUAAAGAAGUAACAUACCAGAAGGUAACAACAAUUGCGCCAACAGUAAUGCCUGCACCUGGAAAAGUAGAGCAAUAUGAUUACGAUGUUAAAAUCAUAACCAAAAAGGGAGGUGUGUAUCUUGCAUUCUUAGACCAAGGAGCCUGUGUGUCAAUAUCAAGUGUUACUGUGAGCUACAAUUAUUGCCCCGAGAUUGGCAGUGUUUUGGUGAGAUUUUCAAGGACAAGUGCUCCCGUGAAUGACUCUUAUCCAAAGGAACAAACAGGACGUUGUACGGAUGUGAACUCAAUCAACAAAAUGAAACUGUCAGGCGUUUGCCUCAGUAGCGGAGAAUGGAAUGUCACUGAUGGAAUCAAAUGCCUCUGUAAACCUGGCCAUGAGCUUGUCAUCGGAUCUGAGGGAAAUGUCCUUGAAUGCAGUGGUAUGAACGUAAUUUCUCUUUUUUUAAGUGUGAUGGUGGAAGUUUUAUUAUUAUUUUUAUUAUUAUCCGCCACAUAGUGCUAAGGAAUGUCUUUACCAAUCUUCUUUUUAAGCGUGCCUUAAAGGCUUUUACAAGAGUGUUGCAAUAAACAGUAAAUGUGACGAGUGUCCUGCAAACUCAGCGUCUAAUACUGGAAGAACAGGUUGCUUAUGCCAUGAAGGGUUCUACAAGAAGCCUGGAUUACAUGUAGCUUCUUGCAAAGGUAAUCGCAGAUCCCCGAGUUCUAAAAUUCUGUUUAUUAUUCAGUAAAAAUAUUUCGCCGUUUCUGAAUGGCCAAAAUCCUCCCGCUCUUUCUUCACAACCAACCAGCGUUGAAACGCCAAAUUACAAUAACUAUAUUAAUAGGAAAGCUCUUUAAGGGUAUAAUUUAGAACUUUCCGGCUCUACAGAUCUAUUUCGAGGUAGCUUUAUUUAGCAAGAAUAAACCAAGUCUUUGAAAAUAUUUAGCUUAUCGAGGGGGACAUGGGGAUUUGAGGUGUAGCGGUGUCGCUUAUUGUUUUUGGUGUGGUGUUUCGGUGAUCUUUUAUUUAAUUAUUAUUAUUUUUUUUUUCACUACUGUCUGCCAUGACUCCGCAUGGGCGUUGCAUGCAUUUUUCUAUCUGCAUGACUGAAAAUAGAGUUUGCAAAAAAUAGAGUAAGUGAAGAAUAGAGUCUUGAGGUCAGUCUAACUCUCCACGGUGGGGCCAAACUACCCCCUAAAUGUUGCACCAAUGCUUAGGUAGUUGUGUUAUUUUACAAUAACUUUGUUGGCUUUUUAGCUUUUUUUCACGAAAGUUGACCUGAAAAUGCAAAUUGUUAGUUGCUAGCAUGUCUUAAGAUAUUCAGAUAUUCAUGUCUUAAGAUAUUCAGUUAUGACGUCCUGUUUGCAGACGUCAUUUUUACGUAAAUUUUAAAUUUUUGAAUCUCCCAAUUUUUUUGUUUUCUUUUGUUCUUUUUCUGAAAGAUCUAAAAAAAGGGAGUUGAAAGCUCAAUUUUUUUGAAAUAUCUCAUAUAUAAGCUGAGAUAUCGCAGUUUGAAUUUGGCUAAAUUUGUAGAACAAAACCUGGAACCCCCCUUCCGGAAAUAACUCUAAAUUUAAGUGUUUUCUUGUUAAAUUGCCCUCACUAUUUAAGUUGCAUAUAAGACAUAUUGACCGUCGAAAGCUAAAAGAAAAUAAACAUUUAAAAAAAAAGAAAUUUCCAACUGCGCAGAAUCCCGGAAAAAAAGUUUGUGACGUCGGAAAAUGUCACGUGAUCUUUUUUAUAAUGCUUAAAUAAGCGUUAUUACGUCAAAAAAUGAAGAUAUAAAAUCAUGCAAUUUUAGUCCACAAUGAAAGGUUUGUGGUACCAAAAAAUCUGGUUAUUUUGUAUAAAACUGUCAAUACCAGAGCAAUCGUUUUUUUAAGAAAAACUAUGGAUCCGAGGGGCACACUAUAAUAUUUUUGAAUUCCCAUAACUCGGCUCAUACGUGUCGUAUCGAAAAGCGUUUUUCGGUGUUUUGCCCCUCUUCUGGUGCUCUCUCAGAUGAUAUAAGUUUGACUCAAAAAGUCAAAAAGAAAACAAUUUUCCCUAUUUUGGUGACGUCAGCCAGUGUGACGUCCAGUUUGUACUUUUAACUAAAAAAUCCAAAAAAAAAUUUAGUCACUAAUUGUAGUCCAUGAAGCAUGUUUGGUUAACAAAUAACAAAAAUCGUAAGAAAAAUGUAAAUUUAGCACUCAUGCAACAUUUGAGGGGUGGUUUGGCCCCACCAUGUCUACCAAUCACUAACCAGCUCCGAGAUCAUCCAUCCCCAAUUAUGUGGAGAUUUGGAUUAGAUUAAUCGUAGAACAAAACCCCUAUAUGUGAUUUGUUUUAAAUAAAUGAAAAAAAAAAUCAAAUAAUUAUGCUAACUUAUGCAAAUCAAUCCUCUCUCAGCUUUACCAAAGGCACCACGUAGUGCAAUUGUCGCUGUUGUUAAAGAGACUUAUGUUGAGAUUAUGUGGGAACGCUCACCUGAUGAAAGCGAUGGAAAGUUAAGAUAUUCUGUACAUUGCUUCAGAUGCAAGUCCAGCAAAUACAAGGAUUGUAAUGAGUCAUGUGGACCAAGUGUAGAGUAUAAACCGAAUAAGGACAACAUCACAGAUGAAACUGUGGCUGUAAAUGGCUUGCCUUCUGAUAGUUUCCUAAAGUUUCGAGUUUACUCUGUCAGUGAGUUAAAUGAACAGGAGAAAGAUAGAGACAAAUGGAAUUAUGUUACAGUAACAGUAAAUACUAAAGGUAAGUAAUAAUUAGCUGAGGACAGGACUACCGUUGACGAGUUGUUUACCUGCUCAGACAAACCUAAUUAUUAUACACCACCGUCACUGUAGCAAAGCCAUUUUCAGGGACGACUUAGAGAAGAUGUUUCCAAUAUCCGAAAAUUACUUCAAUAGAUCAGGGUAAUCUGUAGAGAAACAUCCCUUCAUUUUCUUCGGGACAGGCGUGCAAAAGAACGUGGCAUCGAUCGAGGUAAGCAUGUUUUACAAACUUCUGCUUCUUUUUAAGCUAUGUAUUAUGCAUCAGUCAAUUCCAGCCGCGUCCAUCUCACCGGCUACUGCGGAGCAUUUGCUCGCCUCCUCUGUUCCGGGGGUAGGGAAUUAGCAAUUUUAUGUGGCCAUGGGGUCGGGUAUUUGUCAAAACCGGGGCUACUCCCUAGCUUUUGGCACGCACGUGGUUGAUCCCUAUCCAAAUAUAACUAAGCGUGAAGGAUUUUACUGGAAACACAAUCCUUUGCAGAUUCAGUUUGCUGAUCGAUCAAGGACGGGAAAAACUUAUAUAGGUUUUUAAAGGCAUGUUUUCUCGAUAUCACACAUGUAUUUCUCCAUUGCUUAUCAAACCAGAACUUGGGAAGAUAUCAACGGACGUAAAUCGACGUAAUUAGUUUCUUUAUUUAAUGAAAUUUCCGUUGAUCGGAUAUUUGAAUAAAAUCAAGGGGUAAUGAUUCUAAUUCUUAUAUGAUCAUGCAUGAUCAGUCUAUUAUUUAAAGAACCGCCUUUCAUAUUAUUAAACUACCGGUACUAUUAACUAUUAGUAUUCACCAAAUCAGUGGAUAGCAAUUUUCGCGCGUUCUGAUUGGCUCCCGUAACCUUGAAUAUUCUUCGAUGUUCACUGUUUUGGGACGGGAUUCAAAAUGGCUUCUCGUUUCGCGACAGUUUCGAAAGAUGACAUUUUAGCGGAAAAUGAAGCAGCUGCGCCAGCAAAUACCAAGAAAGAGACAAAAUUUGGCUUGUCAGUGUUUACUGGGCGAUAGAAAAAGUUUUCUUACUGAAUUUGCAACAAAAUUACAAAAAAUGAUCCCGAAAAACUGUCAAUUGAAACGUAAACAAACUCUAACUAAGUGACGUCUUGUAGUUACAAAAAGUUCCUUUUUGAUUUUUAUCCCACUGAUUUGCUAAAUACUAAAACAACUAUCCCCCUCUGCGUCGGUUUAUAGCACUAGAUGUAUACCUCGACACUUCGCGUCUCGGUAUAUAGUCACCACUAUUCACCUCCCCAAAGUAUUUUCAACAAGAAAAAAAUAUAUGAUAAGAUAAGACUCAUGACGGGUUUCGUCGUGGCGUGAGGUCUUACCUAUAAUAGCGCUAUUACAAAGGCAGAUGUAAACUGAAACGAAAAAUUGCACAUUGGAAUGCCUUAAUAAGUGGCACUUCUCAUCUGUGCGAUCAGUGAAAAUUUCUACAGUUUUGAUUGAGGGCGGGGCACUUGCCCUUUUUUUUUCGUCCCAGCGGCAGGGGCAUUUGGCAGCUCAAGUGUCCCAGCCCACCCCCCCCCCCCCCCCCACCCCAAAGAAAGGGGGUGGGGGGAAGAAGAAGAAAAGAAAGACAGAAACGCGUAUACCCUGGGGUUAGCCCGGGGAAGGAGGGCAUGAGCACAGCUGGAAUUGACUGAUGCAUUAUUUUAAUAAAAAAAAAUAUAGGACAUUCGGCUUUCGUAUGAUCUGAAGAAAUAUUAUGCAGAUCUCAGGAAGUGUUGUCCACAGAGGCUGACCCUCCUCGAUCUGUAAAAUUCGUGAGAGUAUACUCAGCCUCAUUCAAUAAUUGUUAAAUAUCUGACGCUUCUUCCAUUUUACGCAAUUUGUACUGGACGGAGACUGAUAAUUUAGGGCUAGUAACCCUAGGGGUAACAACAACAGGUUGAUUUCCUUCCCCACGUAUUUUUCGUUCUCUCUUGUUGUUGUUGUUGUUGUUUUUUUUUUUGCUCGUUUGCCUGAACCUCAUGUUUUAUCAUUACACAUAUUUUCCCAGUUUAUUGAUUACAGUCGAAAGCUGUUUAUAUUUUUUAGCCUUUUUUGUUCAAAAAAGAACUGAAAUAUUUAAGUAGUAAGAGUCACGGUAAAGUCAAACUUUAAAGGUAGGAUUCAAUUUAAAUUGGCAGUUACUCGACGUACAAUUGCCAAUUGCUGUUUGCCGAAAACGUGAUUUUAAAUCUCACUGUUGUAUGUUAGUAUUAAUGACAUUCGUGUUUAAGGCCCUGUCCACACGUAUCAGUUUAUAUGCUUGAAAACGGAUAUAUAUUUUUUCCUUCGGUUUAGCCUACCGUCCGGUCCACACGUAUCCGCUGAAAACGGUCACCGAAAACUCAUCUUUUCACAAACGCUCUCCAGAGUAGAGAUUUUUGAAAACGCCGGUUUUUCGUUUUCGUGUGGACGGACAAAAAUAGAGGUUUCGAAUACGAUGAUGUCAUACACCAAAAAUACAUCAUUUACAUACAUCGUAGCGUGACGCAUGCUCAAUAAGGGAUAAAGUUUUCGCGUUUUCGUGUGGACGGGCGAAAACGAUUCGCAUACGCUACGUGUGGAUGCGUUUUCAAAAGCAUUCGGAUACGGGUGGACGGGGCCUUUGUCAAUUAGACAGUCGUAGUUUAACGAAGGGAUAAGAAUUUUUAAAAGGAAAGAAGGAAGGAACCCUUUCAUGAACUCAUUAGUUUUUUUUUUGUUUCUUUGCUUGUUGUUGUUGUUGUUUUUCUUAUUUAUAUGUGUGUGUUUGUUUAUUCCAUCAAACUGUUAAGCUGAAGAUGUUCCUACCGUUGGAGGUUCAUCAUCGAAGACAAAGAUGGUGAUUGCCGGCGCAGCUGGUGGGGGCGGUUUGCUGUUACUUAUCGUUACCAUCACGAUCAUUAUUGUCGUCUUUCGCUUCAAAAGGUAGGUUAUGCCUUGUUCAAGCCAACUUUGAAAUUUAAGAGAAGAACCCCCCAAUUUGUAAAAUUUCUAUGAAUUCGAGUAUUGGAAAGGGUUGUAGACUAGUAAUAAUUAAAGCUCAGUUAUAAAUCAUGAUCAAUAAGCGGCUUCUUUUGUGAUAUAAAAGUAAAACAUAUCUCCAGUUUAUGAAAAAAUAUAUAUCAAACGGAUUCAUAACCUUUGCUGACAUUAUGAGUGUUAGCCGAUUCUUGUGUAUAAUGUAUUGAGCUCUCAAAUAUCAUUGUUUUUAAUAUAUAUUUCUGCCAGGUGGUCAAUUUACUGUUCGGGCUUGUUUGAUAAAUCUCAGUUUCUGUGUUUUACAUUUCCAUUAGUUAGCACAUCACCAAGUAGAGGGAAUGACAAGCAUUUACUGGACCAUUUAUCUUUCUCCAAAUCAUUAAAACAUAAAGAAAAUUGCAGUUUUCACACUAGAGACUGAUAUUUAUACGGUAUGUUUUCAGUAGUGUGAAUUUGAGACGAACACACAUUUUAAAGAUUGGUGUUGGUGGCGGCGGGAUCUCAAGUUUCUAAGUGGUGUUAUCACGGUGCAACAAUGGAAAGUUCUACUAAGAAAUUAUCCGAGGAUUCAGUUAAGAGCCCUAACAUUGAACCAUCACACCCACGUGUAUGAUUAAGUGAUUGUGAGGUCUCAAUGUUAAGGGCCUUUAACAGAGUGCGUGGCUAGGUUCUUCGCAGAACUUCUUAGUUGUUGCGCCGUUCUGAUAAGCUACAAUGAAGGCGAAACUUACAGCUGUCAACGGCUACAACCCCGCUCUGUUCAGGGUCCUGUCCCUGUCUUGUUAAUGUCUCGCAAAGUUAAUUUUCAUAUAGUCAAUCCGCUUUCUCUCUCCACUAGCAUCUCUUAUUUUGAACAACAAAAUCACUCCAGGAAGAUUGACCAUGCUAUUAGAAUAUUAAUGAAACGUAAAAUGCUUUAUAACAUCUGCUCAACAUUUCGGAACAGGUCGGAUUAGUGACUUGUAAAAAAUCCUCUGACUUUCAUGGUGUAAUUCGAUUUCAAUCGAGUUUUACAAUCAGAUGGGAACUUGAAGAUAAAAACUUUCUCAAAAUAGACAUUAUCUGUUUAGAUGACAGUUUAAAGUAUCGGAUUAUGGCGAUUAAAACAAAUGAGAACUUCACACCUUUCUCCAACGGCGUGACUUUCAGAAAGCCUCGAGGGACGGACUUGGUAACGGCUUCUGAAUUGAUACCAGGCUUCUGUCGGUCAAAGGCAAAUGUCCCGACCCCGGGGUCGCUUCGCACGAUCAAAAGCCCGACAGAGGGGAUAGUCUCAGGCAUCAAAUGCCCGCCCCUUGCCCGCACUUUCCUCCCACGGGAUUUACAUUGAUAGGUGCAUAUUAUUCAUUCAAAAUAUAUCCCCGAUUCUGAUUGGCUAAAAGCACACGCAUAAUUCACCAUAACCAUUUACUGAUGACCAAAUUUGGAAGAAUUUUAUGUUUAACGAGGAAAUGACGUCAAAAUUGCAGCGUUCUUGCAGGUUAAUGGACCGUUAACCGAGAAGUCCUGGGGACGAGUUUGAGUUGUUGUGGUUGUGAAAACAAAAAAAUGGCGGACAUUUCACUUGUUUCAAGAGUAAGAACCAGGCGAAAUUAUAGCUAAAAACAUGGCAAGAACAGCAAGAACACAACUCGAAGGGCUACAUCUGCUAUUUGGAGAAUAUUUGCGGAGCUGAACAACCCUAAACGUGCACUAUCGAAGGUGAAGUUAACAUGGAUGGAGGUAAGCGUGUUUUAGCUUUGUUUUUAAACUAGGAAUUAUUUCGAACGAAUAAUAAAACAAUUAUUGAAUUCGGCUUUCGUAUCAUAUGAAGAAUUAUGGAGAUCGAGGUGGGUGUUAUCCGCCCCUCCUCGAUCUCUAUAAUUCUUCAUAAGAUACUCAGCCUCACUCAUUAAUUGUUAUUAUUAUUCAUUCAAGAUAUUUCCCCAAUUCUGACUGGCUAAAAGCACACGCAUAAUUCACCAUAAUCAGUUACUGAUGACCAAAUUUGGUAGAAUUUUGACUUUAACGAGGAAAUGACGUCAAAAAUGCAGCGUUCUUACAGGUUAAGGCACCGUGGGAACGAGGCUGAGUUGUUUUGGUUGUGAAAUAAACAUGGCGGACACUUCACUCGUUUCAAGAGUAAAAACUACCGCUGGAACUAGGCGUAAUAAUAGCAAAAACAUAGCAAAAACAGCAAGAAGACAACUCGAAGUGCGACAUCUGCUAUGUGGAGAAUAUUUGCGGAGCUGGACAAACCUAAACGUAAACUAUCGAAGAUAAACUUAACAUCGAUGCAGGUAAGCUUGUUUUAGCUAUGUUUUUAAACUAGGAAUUAUUUUGAAUGAAUAAUAAAACAAUUAUUGAAUUCGGCUUUCGUAUCAUAUGAGGAAUUAUGGAGAUCGAGGUGGGUGUUAUCCGCCUCGGCAUACGGCCUCAUUCAUGAUGAUGAUGAUGAUGAUGAUGAUGAUGAUGAUGAUAUUGUGAGUGGUAAACAACUUACGUCAUAUUUUAUAAGAGUAAGGAUCUGUUUUCAAGGAGGGACACUAGUGGCGACGGUUGUUACCCUUGAGAAAGGGUUACUCUGACUAGUACAAGCACAACUGUUAUUGUGUGCAACUUUGGCUGAUAUGGUUAUUCUAACGUUAUGGUUAUGGUUAUUCUAACGUUAUCUGUGCAACAGCGUUACUCGGAAACUAGGAAAUGUAAGCCUUUGCAGCAAAGGGUAACUAGCCAAUCAAUAUAAGUUUUAUUUAGUUUUUCAGGUUUCUGGCAUCGCAUUUGGUUACCAUGUUAAAAUUCUGAUAUUAUAAUUCUGAUUUUUGUCGCUCUUGGGAACAGCAAGCUCAGAUAUUUUCUUUUCUCUCCUAAGCAGCUCUCUAAUCUAAAAAUCAAAGAUGGCGACUACGCAGGAAAAUAGUGCGCCAACGAACGUUCGCCAGAUGGCGUAGGAAUGAAUGACAUGCAAAUUGAUUGGAGUUAUUUUUAUUUUGUACCCGUAUGCAUCGAAUCGUUUGUUUUCGUUUCUGUUGUUUUUAUUCUUUUUGUGUUGUUGUUGUUUUUCUCAGGAAUAGAACAAACAAGAAGGAAGACCACGUUAUGCCAGAAGAAGGUAACGGAGAAAAAUAAAUUUUAAGCCUUCUUUUUUUUUUUGGCCGGACGAGAUUUAUGAAUGCUCAUGCAAGCUCUUAACACUAAAAGAAAGAUUUUUAACAGCAGUCAAUGAUCGGUGGAGAGGCAACGUUAUAUCGACCCAGAAAAUUCCCCAAAAGAAAUAUUUGCUUUAGGUCUUGGCUGUUACAAUGCAUUUACUAGUUGCUCUAAAUCUUAAAACCUCCUGGAUUGAUUAUGUGCGGAGAAAAAAAACAUAAUAUUUUUUUCCUCGCCAUUUUACUUUGAAAAAUGGUAAGCGACGCCGAUGAUGGCUGCCAUGCUUUUUGUUCUUUGAUUUCAAUUUUAUAUAUUCUAUUCUCAUUAAGUUUUGGAACGCACUCGAUCCUAUCCUACUCUAUUUUAUUUUACUUAUUGUACAGCUUUACUAUCAUUCUGUGCAAAGAUCUUUAUUUCAACUCGUCCUGUUGCACCUGUGGUUUACACUACUUCCUUCGGUACUCGAAUCCCAGUGAGCACAUGGACUAAUCCUUAACACUAUUGGGACCAGGGGAAGGAGCGCACCGCAGGAUCCCCUCUACAACUUUUAGACCGCUCAUGAUACAGCUGGGAAAUUUACAAAGAAUAAUAUCAUAAGUCAUAAUUUGAUCGACACGAUGACGUAAUGUGACGUCAUUCUGAAAUUGUAUGUUCUAGUUAGUUUGCUAAACCCAUAUUUCACCAAUUGUUCUUCCAAAGAUAACAAUAAAGCAUGAACUAAUUGACUCUUAAUCCCAUUUUAAAGGGAGUUCUAACACACAUCCGAUGGAGGAGCUUAACCUCCUUGAAGUUGUGGAAGAAAGAAACGAAGACGAUGUUGUAAAUGUUCCUGAAUACUUGGAAAUAAUAAACAGUCCCUCUUUCGAGCUGAAGCGUGAAAAAAUAGCAAUAGAAAGGCUACUAGGAAGCGGUAACUUCUGCAAAGUUUAUAAAGCCACUUUGGACAACGACACUGUGGCAGUCAAAUCCCUCAAAGGUAAGACACUUUACAUUACCUUGUCAAGUCUUCAUGGGGUCAGUGCGGCGUCCACGCUGGCGAUUACAGUGAGAGUGGUAGAAAGUGCAUACAGUUUUAGUAUGUUUGAUGAGUGAAAUAAAGCUCAGCUGUACUUGCUUUUUACAAUACGACUCUUUUCUGUGCAAAAGUGUAAAACUAAAACCUUUGGUAGGGAUCGAAGUAAUAGUGAUUUCAAAACAACAACAACAAUAAUGAUAAUAAUAAUGAAGGUGUUGUUUUGUCAUAUAGUUAUAAUUUUCUUUUUCAUAUGAAGCAAGAGCCACUUCUAAAGAUAAAGAAGAUGUGAUUACAGAACUGAAUAUUAUGAAGAGACUGAAGCCUCAUCCUCAUGUCUUGAAGCUGAUUGGCUGCUGUAGCAUCAGUGGUAAGUCAGGUCCCACAAUAAUAAAAACUAUUUUAGUAUGUAUAAUAAUAAUAGUUAUGGAAACUUUAUUUGUGUUUUUGAAUGCACCAUUGUAAAACUCGCUACGAAUAGGCAAUUUACAAAUUCUGCUGGAGAUUGGAUUAUUCAAAAAAAAAAAAAAAGAAAGAAAGAAAAAAGACAUCAACAUUGCAUUAAGUCUGGGCUAUCCUAAUUCCUAUUUCUACAACAAAAGAUGUAAUAUGCUCCCCUAAUGGUUAUAUUUAUCAUUUUCUUCAUUAUACAAAGUUGCUUUUUUUGUCAAUGCCAACGUCAUUCAUCAUGUCUAAGAACAUGGAGCAUUCAUCGGAGAAAACGCCAAGGGAGCUCAUGGAGAAAUUUGCAAAUUUCACACAUCGGUAAUUUCUAUCCAUUUCUUUGAUCAAGUUCAGAUAUUUUUCCUUUCUUACGCACUGCAUUGUUAUUAAGAGUGGUUGUCAGAGAAAACCGGGCAAAAUGUUAAAAAUGUCAACGGAAGGGGGUCAACGGAAUAAGUUCAUACUAACAUCAUAGAUAAGUUAGGUGGAGUAAUGGACAAAUAUAAUAAACAUAGGCUCUUCACUGCUCUUGUAUUAGAGAUACGAGCAUCACUUUAUUCGACCCCCUCGGACGCCAUUUUUAUAAGCAAAUUUUCACCAUUUUCUGAAACUCACAGAACCCUCAAAAUUUAACGACCGAAGUUUAUUUUACAUGCGAUACAAUACAUCACAGAACUACUUUCUUAAAACAUAAGAGUUGUUAAGCAGCCACGGACAAGACUAAAAUUUUCUUAUUUUAUCUUACCUAAACUCAGUGUCUGCAAACGAGCAAAAAAUCGGGUAUUUUUGAAUUGACCUACAGCACACAACUAAAACGACAGAACAACUCUGACAGCCAAAUUGCAGUCUACUACUAUCCAUGUAACCAAAACAUUAAUAAUCAUUUUGGGCCAUUGAAACAGGAAGAAAUUAGAAAACUCACAUUUGUUAUAAUUUCCAAGCUUUUUGUUGCAAACAGGCCGAUCCCUUCGUGUUUGUUUUAAGUCCAAGCCCAGGGAAUGCCCAAACAGUGGGUGGGUGGAUCAGGCUUCGGGGUCGGGUCAAAACUAGUGGGGUAGGGAGGGGGCUAUUUUGACACAACCCCUUCAGGAAGCAGUAGAGGCAGUAGAGGCUUUGACUGGCAGCUACCUUGUUCUUAAUUUGCCCCAGCCAGCUGAAUCAGGCCUCUCCUGAGAAUGGUUAUCAUGAUAAUUAUAGAGCUCAGUGGGAGUAACAGGCAGUCAUCCAUUGUCCUGGGUUGGGAGGCUUAAAGUCUUGGUACCAAGGACACACUUAGCAUAAUCACUAAAGCCAUGUUUACAUAAAUUCAGUCAGAUAUAUAUUAAUGUAAUAAUAAUAAUAAUAAUAACAUAUAUUUAUAUAAUAAUUACUAAUUAAUGGUAAUAGUGCUAUGCAACCUGUGCAGGUAUUAAUAAAAGCUUUAGUCAGCCAGUUGUGAACUCUGCUAUGAUAGUUAAAAAAAUAAUGCUACGUGCGUUGUGAUUGAUUGUUUGUAAUGAGCUGGUUACGUACAGUCAAAAGGACACUGUCACGGGCCGAUUUUAUUUUUGUUGUUGUUUUGUCCAACAUGGGGCGCUGUUAUCAAAGUGUUUGCAAGAUAUUUUUUUUUUCGCAUUAAGCCAGUGAAUUAAGGCCUCGAUCUUAACCUUUAGAGGCUUAAAGUUAAGACGAAAAUUUCCAGGGCAGCGCCUCGUGAAAUUCCUUUGUCUUCAUAGUAAGAUACUGCUGACCACUUGUUAGGACUUCAUCAUUACUGUGGUGUUAACUCACUGUGUCAAAAAAAAAAACAUAUGUAUUGGAAUUAACUUUUUGAAUGCGCACACUGCCCUUUAAUAUGGCUCUCCUGUACUGGGAAAGUAGAUCUUCUUUCGAGAAAUUAAAUUGAGAAAACAUCCUCGGAGACCGAAGGCCGACGGUCAGUUGGGUCGGGGAAAACGGCGGCAAAAAAUUUCAAGAACAGGUGAGAGAGCCCCUGGGAUGCUACUCUUAAACAACCAGUUCCACGACUCUUUCGAAUGCUUGUCUGGGAUUGUGAACAAAUUUUCCAAUAGGAGACCAGCAUCUAUCGCGCUGCUUUCGUGAUCUCUUUAUACGAAGGAAAUUACCACCAAACUCGACUGUUCGCUGUACGGUCUGGCUCGUGCAGGAGAGUUUUCUUCGAGUUUUCAGUGAAAACUCGCCCCGAAAAACCAAAGAAAUUCCAUAAUUGGUAAAUUUCCGUAUAACCUACUGCAUUUUUCAUGCAUGCAGCAAUUUCAUACUAUUUUGCACACAUAGUUGAUUUAAAUAGAGUGGAAACAUUUAUGCAUAAUAGUGUAAAUGUUUGAGGUUAUACAGAAAUCUUACCCCAUAAUUAGCUAUUAUCUAGCAUGUUAGCAAAACGGAACAAAUCGCAAAAAUAAGGAAUUCAAGAAAUCAGACUGUGGACUGAUCGAAGGCAAAUUCAUGAACAGUUCUUCUAGGCUUCCUCAUGCGAAAUCGUCUGCAUCGCUCUUUACGACAGCUCGGCAUAUAUAGUUGUCAGGUACGUUCCCUGUACAGUUUGUAAAUUUUUCUCCUCAGUGACACAAGAGGAUGGAACGAAACUGUUAGAGUAGAUUUGCACAGUUGCAUAAACAAGCCUAGAACACUUCUAGAAGUACUCUCACUGGUGUUUACGAACUUACCUUUGAUCAGUUCUCAGUCUGAUUUCCUCAGUUGGUUCAUUUUUCGUUUUAUUUUGUUUUGUCAACAUGCUAAAUUAUGGAAUUUCUUUGGUUUUUUUUGGGGGGGGUGGGGGGCACUUUCACUGAAAACUCAUCUUGGAGAAAGCUUUCCUGCAUGAGCCAGACUGGUACGGCGGACAUCCGAGUUUUCAGGUAAACUUCUUUAUAUUCCGAAAGGAUCACGAAAGCAGCGGGAUAGAUGCUAGCCUCCGAUAUUAGGCCCAAAAACAAUCACAGACAAGCAUUCGAAUGAGCCGUGGAACAGGUUCGUUAAGAGUAUUUUCCCAGGGACUCGCUCACCCGUUCUUAAAAAAAUUUCGCGGCCGUUUCUCCUCACCCAACUGACCGCCCCUGGGUAUCCGGUCAUGAUUAAGAUUAUCAUAAUGAUUUUCUUGACAAAUUAUAAGAUAAUUUACGUCUUCAGAUCCCCUACUGAUCGUCUUAGAGUAUUUACCAUAUGGUGAUCUACUGGGAUAUCUGAGGAAGAGCAGAGGACAUUCAGACAACUACAACACAGGAGAGAAAAAACCCGCAUCCAAACUCACAGCCAAGGAUCUCUUAUCUUUCGCAUGGAUGAUAGCUGAUGGAAUGCAUUAUUUGGCCACAAUGAAGGUUAUCUACGAUAAUAGUCUACAAAGUCCUUUGCUUAACACCUAAUAACAGCAAAGCAAAGCAAUACACCCGUCGCGAUUUCUGAAAUUUCAACCCAUAUUGCCAGACUUCGUCGUUUUUAAAACACCUCUGGUAUGUAGUGGCGCAGUUAAAUACAUGGUCCCUUUUUUAUCAGUUUUGAAUAUAAGAAAACCCUCCAAAAAACCAAAAAUGUUAUGAAACUUCCUUGGAUGCAUGUUUCAGUUUUCAGAGAAUAAAGGAGACGUGACUCUAGGAGCUUUUCUACUUUUGGCUGCUCGAGAGCUAAAAAAAAAUUAUUGUCAUACAGCUCAACAACUAGAGCCCUCUUGCUUUUUUUAUUAAUUAAUUUGCUUGUUUGUUUUUACGGUUUGUUUGUUUUUAUUUUAGAUCAUUCAUCGUGAUUUGGCUGCUCGCAACAUUCUUGUUGGCGAAAACCAAGUGUGCAAAAUUUCUGACUUUGGACUUGCUCGUGACGUAAAUGAUGACAUUUAUGUGCGCACGUCACAGGUAGCAUUUAGUCUUCUUUGUGUUAUAGUUGUUGCCUGCAACUGAGUUAAGCUUGAAAAAAAAUUCUGAAACCAGUCUAAAAGAAAAAAGGCUAUUCGCCACCUUUUCUUUUUUUUUCGUUUGCUUAUUCAUCUGACAACGCUCUUCUUCUUUUCUUUGCCAAAGGCUCGACUUCCAGUCAAGUGGAUGCCUCCAGAGUCUCUCUUUCACGGUGAAUCCAGCACCAUGAGUGACGUGUUAGUAGCCACAUUUUAGAUAGUCGGCGUAGUAAAUUACUAUGAAAUACGUCAAGUGCUUUUUAAGGACCUAGCCACUUUUGCUUUGGAGCAUGCGUAAUUGUAACCAAAAAAAUGAGCACUUUAGACAUUUUAACUGAUGGCCGUCCCUUCUAUGGUUUACGUAUCCAGUGGGCCCCUUUGAGUGUUGUGUUAACGUAGAAAGAUCUUGAGACUCUCCUUGCUAGUUGGAACCGAAAUCAUUUCCCUGAUUAACUUUUUUUGUUUGUUUGUUUCUGAUUUGUGGGAUAAUCAUAAUAGAAAUACAGGCUUUUUUAAUGAAUUCUCCAUAACCAAUGUACUAUAAUUAACAAACUUUUUCUUAUGCUUGUUUUCUCUUUUUCAGGUGGUCAUACGGAAUUGUUCUAUGGGAGGUUUUUACAAUAGGUAACUGAGGAACAAUUGAAUCUAUAUGACUUACUUUUAGGGACAAAAAUAAGUAUUGUAAUGGUUAAUGCACAAUCCUUAAAUCUAUUUAACAGGGGACUCGCCGUAUCCCGGUUUCACUGCCAGGCAGACGGUGUCUAUGCUUGAAAGAGAAUAUCGGAUGCAACGUCCAAUCCAUAUUUCUGAGGAACUGUGAGUAAUUUAGUAUUAUAGCAACCUGCAAAAAGUGGUAACCCUCAAUUCAUUUCUGAGAGUGUGAAUUGUGGUUGUCAAUCGAUUGAUUAUUAAAAGGGUUGGUUGAUAAGUUGAUGGAUGGAUUGAUGAUAGUUCCGUAGUAGUCAAUCGACUUUAUGUUUCGCGAUAUUAAUGGAUAUACCUUUUUACAUUUUUUUUCCAGGUGGGAAGGUUAAUCGCCGAGUAUAUAUUAAAUUAUGAAAUUUUGAGGGUGAUAAUUAUCGUGUUUUCCAGGUUUUCCAUUAUGUCUGAAUGCUGGUCUGAGAAACCUGAAGAGCGCCCGACAUUCAAGUGGAUCUGCACUGCUGUUAAUAGGCUGAUAAAAGAUACUAAGGUAGAGACAGUGACUCGUUCCUUUCACUAGCAUUUAUUUUUGACUAUGCUUUUGCGGUAAGCAAGCCAAGACCAUCGCUUUCGAGAUUGGGGCAGGGUGACGGGGGUAUGGCGGAUUCAAACAGGUUAUUUAAAAUUGCUUUCCUGAUCUAUGUUACAGAGUGGGAAACUAAAAAGAUCAAUCCGGUGCUAGAUUGCGUGCUCAAAAGUUUAAAAAUAAAAAAUUUCAAAAAACAAGGGAAACAUUCCCAGAUAAAUACAUGAAUUUUCAACAUUUAUUUAUUUUUUUUUUUUUUUUUUCAUAACCGGUAUAUCUAAUUCAGGUAACCUUUACAGUUUUCCUAACUUUUAACGAAAAUUCCUCUUCCUGAUAAGACUUUUUUUAUAAAUUUAGGGUCGGUUAUUUAGAGGAAGUCUUACUUAAACCGCGGUUUAAAUAAUCUCUGGACCUCCAGAUCUCUUCAUCAAUGGGUUAUUUCAAGAAGACAAAUGCUUUUCUACUCUACACUAAAUUCCUUCAUGAAACUGUUCACGGUAAAUGGUGUUUACGUAAAAGCGUUCAGCAAACUGAAAAUGGCUUAGAACGCAGUUUUGUUAAACGCUGGCUUAACUCGGUUUAAAUAAUUGGCCCUUAGUCUCUUACCGCAUUCAUUUGCGUAACCAAGAGAGCCUAUUCGCAGUAUAACUUGAGUCUCCCCGCCCCCUCCCAACUCCUUCCCAAUAACUAUCGUUUAGGCUGUUUUAUAAUUGAUUUUUUCAUUAUAAAACGAUAGGGAAAAAUUCACGUACCGUUCCUACCCCAUUACACCACGAAAACCACCCCUCAAACAAAUAUCAAACCCUUCGUUUGAUCUUGUGAGCUGGUGAGCUGUUUGUUUUAUUUGAUUAUUAAUAUUAUUUUUAGUUUAUUUUAUUUUUCAACAGCCAAAGGAAAAACCUUUUUUUUUUUUCGUCAGUAAAUGGACGAUAUUUAUUCUUGAAUAACCUAUAGGACUUAUUUUGUUAUUUAAACAGACCUGCAUCGACCUGGAUGAGUGUAAUGACGCGGAUUACGUCAACUUUGAUAUGGCUGAGGGAGCUCAGUGA
This is a messenger RNA of Porites lobata, 18034 nucleotides long. Lineage: Eukaryota; Metazoa; Cnidaria; Anthozoa; Scleractinia; Poritidae. The record is from the annotation of a GenBank genome assembly.